UCCAAAGUCCUGGAGAUGACAGAGAACCCUUUCCUUCCUGUCCCCUCUGGCUGCAGGUGGCACAAGCUGCACUCCAAGGCUGGCAAGAAGGAGAAGGAGCGUGGUGAGAUCCUGGUGAGCAUCCAGUUCACACGGAACAGCCUGACUGCCAGCAUGUUCGACCUGUCCAUGAAGGACAAGCCCCGCUCAGCCUUUGGCAAGCUGAAGGACAAGGUGACAGGCAAGAAGAAGUACGAGCUGGAGUCAGCCUCUGCCAUCAUCCCCAGCAGCAUGGCAGCCCUGGACGUGGAGGAUGACUUUGAGCUCGGGGACAAGAAAUCCAGAGUCAAGGGCUUCUUCCUGAGGAGCAAACUGCGAAAAUCCUCCCUGAGCCAGUCCAACACCUCGCUGGGCUCUGACAGCACCAUCUCCUCUGCCAGCCUGAGCCUGGCAGGCACUGCCCCUGAGGGCAGCAAAUCCCCCAGCAGACACGGCAGUCUGUCCACUGAGCGCUCUGUGAAGGAGCUGCUGGCCUCGCCGAAGCCGAGCCACAAGAGAGCCCUGAGUGAGGACGCGUCCCGGCCGAGCCCGCCGAGCCCCCAGCCCCGCCAGGAGCCCGGGCCCCGCUCCUCGCUCUGCAUCAACGGCAGCCACGUCUACGGGGAGGCUGCGGCGCCCGGCCCUGCGCCCCUGCCCCUGCCCCGCAGGCAGGAGCAGCCUCUGGCCUUCCCCCCGCUGCACCCCCAGCCCCAGGAGCCGCCCUGGGCGCUGGACAGAGCCCAGCAGAGGGACGAGCCCAGGUUCAUCCCCUCCCCUCCCAGCCUGGCCCUGCAGGAAGAGCUCAAGGUGUCCACCAAGGCCGUGACCCUCAGCAACCACCUGGGCAGGGCCAGGAUGGAGGAGAGCAAAGCUGCAGCUGCCCCGGGCUCCUCCAGCGAGCCAGCCGAGGAGACGGCGCCCGAGGACAGCAGGAAGGAGGACAAGAGAGCCAAGGGAGGCUUCUUCCACCACGGGGGCAAAGGCCAGGGGGACGGAGGGACCCCCACCCACACCUCGGCUGCGGGGGAGGAGAGGAGUAAGAGCAGCGGCUGGUUUGGCUCCAAGGAGCCCAGAGAGUCCCAUCAGAAACCCAGCCCCCACCCCGUGAAGCCCCUGAGUGCUGUGCAGGAGGGCUCCAGCCAGAGGAAGCAGCAGCCCAGGGCCAGCCUGAGCUCAGCCUUCAGCAAUGGCCUGGAGAGGCUGAAGACAGUGACCACGAGCAGCGUGCAGCCCGUGGCCCCAGGCUGCCCCCCGGACUGCGCCGAGCCCAAGGAGCCUGCCCAGCCUGACCAGUCGGCCAAGUAUUACCACCUGACCCACGAUGAGCUGAUCCAGCUGCUGCUGCAGAAGGAGGGGGAGCUGAGCAAGAAGCAGGAGCACAUCCAGGAGCUGGAGAACUACAUUGACCAGCUGCUGGUGCGGAUCAUGGAGCAGUCCCCCACUCUGCUGCAGAUCCCUCUGGGCUCAGGCCAGGCCCCCUGAGCCUGCUGGGGUCAGGAGCCACGCUGCCAGCACCCUGCACCCCUGCUCUCACCCCAGCCUCCUGUUCCCAGAGUCAGCAGGAGGGGCUUCUGCUCCUUCCCAGCCCAGCUCAGCUCCAGGGAGCUGCAGGGUGAGGGGCUGCCAGCACCCUAUGGGGAGGAGCAGAGCCCUCCCCAGCAGGCAGGUGCCACCCCUCCUGCCGGAGCUUUAAUGACCCAUGGACAUCUGAGAGCUGGAAACCAUCUCCCCAUGAGUGACUUCAUCCUGCUGCUGCUCCUCUGCCCACACUCCUCCUCCUCCUCUCUGCCCUGGUGUUGGAUGGCAGGGAGGGGCAGGAUGAGUCUGCCAAGAUAAAAUACAGCUGGAGACAGAGAGCUGGGUGAGGAGAGAGGGAGCUCUGCUCCUGUCCAGCCCCUGCACGAGGAGGAGGAGGAGGAUUUGUUCCCUGGGAGAAGCACUCCUUCCUGCACUCCCCUCCUGGGAAAUACCUGAGGCUUUGCACUGCUCCAGCUGCUUCUGUUCCUCCUCCCUCUGUGUUUCUGGGGUGGGCUGGCAGUGGCCAAGGGAAGGAGUUUCUGCCAUUUCAGAAAGUGCCAGGAGCCUCUCAGAUGCCAUGGGUGCCCCCCUGUGUCCCUGUGAGCAGCCAGGGAGGAGCUGUGGGCCCUGGGCAUGCAGCAGGGCAGGCAGUGAGUGCUGGGGAAAGGCAGAGGAAUUCCUCAGGAGGGCAUGCAUUACUGCAGGAGGUGCAGAGCCAACAUCUCCCCCAGGAGCCAGGGCCCCUCUCUGGCCCCCACCCCACACCAACACCCUGUUCUUGGCCCUGUGCCCCUGCAGGGGUGGCUGGUGGUGCUCCCCACACAAGUGCCAAUGUUUAUAUGGAUCCCAGGCACCUCCUGCCCACCUCUCCCUCCUCUCAGUCGUGUCUCACCACCUCCCUCAGCCCCCUCUGCCUUAGUCAGCUCUGCCUUGUUUUGCUCCAAAAGCCUGAAUGUUUUGCACUUGAAUAUCAAAAGUUACUCUCAGAGCUCAGCAGGUUGUACCAGGUGUGCAGCCCUGCCAGCAAUAGGUGCUUCCACAUCUCCUGUUUGUAGCAAUACCUCUUCUAUUCCCUCAUCUCCUGUUUCCAGCAAUACCUGUUCCCCCUUUUCCUGCCUUUGCAGCAAUAGGUGCUUCCACAUUUCUUGCCUUGCCAGCAAUACCUGUUCUGUCCCCUCCUUUCCUGCCUUUCCAGCAGUAGGUGCCUCAACAGCUCCUUCCUUUCCAGAAAUUCCUGUUCUAUUCCCUCACCUCCAGUCUUUCCAGCAGUAGGUGUUUCCAUAUCUCCCAUUUCCAGCAAUACCUGUUUCUUCAUCUCCUGCCUUUCCAGCAAUAC
This is a messenger RNA of Ficedula albicollis (Collared flycatcher), 2872 nucleotides long. It is a transcript of the gene RAB11FIP5, whose product is annotated as RAB11 family interacting protein 5 (class I). The record is from RefSeq and is a predicted model, not a curated record. Gene Ontology annotation, biological process: regulated exocytosis. Gene Ontology annotation, cellular component: mitochondrion; phagocytic vesicle; secretory granule. NCBI's taxonomy places the organism in Eukaryota, Metazoa, Chordata, Aves, Passeriformes, Muscicapidae. Bases 16 to 1500 code for a protein of 494 amino acids. Gene Ontology annotation, molecular function: small GTPase binding. The transcript is spliced from 4 exons.